AUGAUAAAGCUGGAGAAAAAUAUUAUGGUGACAAUUUGUAGAGACUUAAAUUUUGUUAAGAAAAAAUCUUGUCCCCUUUUUAUUUCUUCCUAUUUUUUUCACACAGGAAUAGGGGCAGGAAAUAAUAUGAAUGUUAAUAUAAAAAAAAAUGAAACAAACCAACAAUUAAAAUUUAAUGACAGCACAAAUAAUAUUAACAUACAAAUUCCAACUUAUAAAAAAUACAUAAUUGAUGAAACUUUUUGCUCAUAUAUAACAAAAAGGAAAACGUUUUUAAAUAUAAUGUCUUAUGAUAUAAAAAUACGCCAAAGAGAUAUGUUAUAUAAAAAAAGUGAUGGGUGUAAUAAUGCAUAUUUAUAUUCCACAAAAUUAAAAAAGCUAAAAUAUAGUGAUAGAAUAAAUAACUAUUUAAAUGUAAAUUUGUUUAAUAAUGGAAAUAGUUAUAAUAAAUCUAUAAGUAACAAUAAUGAGAAUUAUUUGAUUUCUAAAAAAAGCCUCUUUGAUAUAUUGUAUAAAAAAUAUAGUUUAGUUUAUUUAUUUCCAGACACUAAAUAUAUUGAAGAAAUGAAUAAAUAUUUAGACGAUUUUAAUAAAAGAAAAGAUAAUUAUAAUAUAAAAGAUAACAUUUUUAAUGAUGAAAAAAAUAUUAUUUUUUUAAAAAAUAAAAAAAAAUCUAUUCAUAUAUUUUAUUGCUAUGUAUCCCCUUAUAAAUUUGUCUUAUCAUCAUAUUUUAGUAAAAAAAUUGCUAAAAAUUUAAAGAUUAAUUAUUUUAAUGAUCAAAAUUUUUUUUAUAUAGAUAGUAAAUUAAAUACGAAUGAUCAAAAUAUAUUGCUAUUUCAAAACCAUAUGAAUAAACUACCAUCUCUUUUAUUAGUCGAUAAUUAUUGCUAUAUAAGAUAUCAUAUAAAAGGAUUAUUUACGAAUGAAUCUUCUUAUUACCUUUUUAAUGCAAUCAUGAAUAUUUAA
Messenger RNA from Plasmodium berghei ANKA, 966 nucleotides. Its product is annotated as conserved Plasmodium protein, unknown function. The record is from RefSeq and is a predicted model, not a curated record. NCBI's taxonomy places the organism in Eukaryota, Apicomplexa, Aconoidasida, Haemosporida, Plasmodiidae. Bases 1 to 966 code for a protein of 321 amino acids. The transcript has a single exon.